Peniophora sp. CBMAI 1063 is the source of this 1038-nucleotide messenger RNA. NCBI's taxonomy places the organism in Eukaryota, Fungi, Basidiomycota, Agaricomycetes, Russulales, Peniophoraceae. The record is from the annotation of a GenBank genome assembly.
AUGUCGGAUCCUGCACCUGAAGAACAUCAAACGCGCGAAGCUGGCGCUCCAUUUGACGCCCUGAACGCCGACGUCAUCUUGCGUUCGAUCGACGGUGUUGAUUUCCGGACGACCAAGAGCUACCUGACGCGGGCGCUGCAUGGGCUCGGCGACAUCCUGCAAGCAGGGCACUUGAACGGAAUAGGCGGCGUCGAAGAGCAACAGAACGGCGUACUCGUCAUCCCGCUGCCCGAAACCUCAGCCGUUCUAGACCUCUUCCUCCGCACGCUCUACCCCGCCGAGCUCGACUGCCCGCCACUGAGCAGCAAGCUCAAUCUCAUGGCCGGAGUAUGCAAAGCUCUCAACAAGUACUGCGUCAAGAGCUUCCCACUCGCCGUCUCCGACGCGCUGAUGCUCGCGGCCAAAGAGGAGCCCGAACUCGUUUACGCCAUUGCUUGUCGCUACGCUUCACUUGCCGAAGUGACAAAGGCUGCGGCGCGGAAUACGUUGAAGAAGCCAAGACGGCUAGACAACCUUGGCGAAAGUGAUAUAGCCGACAUCAGCUCGCUGCAGUAUCAUGCUAUAGGGCAAUACCAAAUUGCAUGCCGCAUCGCAGCCGUCGAAGCAUGCGAACCCCCCAACAUGCGAAGCAUGCCAUCGGAUACACCCGGAGCUCGUACCAUCAUACCCUCGCAGCAGGACGCCUUCCACAAGGACUGCUCGUGCCCGAUACACUGGGAACACAUACAGCUUCAGGAGUGUUAUGGUCCGCCAGACGAGCCUGUAGACGUCGAUACGCACGAGUGCAGGUACCCAGUAUGGUUGUAUGAGUACCUUUAUGCCGUGAGGCAUGAGGUGCUGACGGGUGAUACGCUCUGUGGUGAAGUGGCGAUGACGCCGAUGUUCCUUGGGCAGGCCAUUGCGGCGGGGAAAGAGUGUCCGUCGUGUGGGACGGGUGUGGGUGUUGCGGAGUUCAUCGGGUAUGCUCAGAGGUUGAGCCAGUGGAUCGACGAUGCUCUCGACUGCGUUGCCUUUCAGAGCACUGCUUCUGCUGCAUGA